This is a messenger RNA of Peromyscus leucopus (white-footed mouse), 2652 nucleotides long. RefSeq names its product bone morphogenetic protein 8A-like. Bases 210 to 1406 code for a protein of 398 amino acids. Gene Ontology annotation, cellular component: extracellular region. Gene Ontology annotation, biological process: SMAD protein signal transduction. Gene Ontology annotation, molecular function: growth factor activity; cytokine activity. Lineage: Eukaryota; Metazoa; Chordata; Mammalia; Rodentia; Cricetidae. The transcript is spliced from 7 exons. The record is from RefSeq and is a predicted model, not a curated record.
GGCAGGUCACGCUCCUGACACUCGCGGGUCGGCGCCCCGGGAGCCCACGUUGCCCUGCGGGUCCUACAGGCGCUGCAAUCACCUGCCAAGCGCGUGGCGCUCAGUCACUGCGGAGCUGUCAGUGACAGGUGCGAACUCAGGGGAUCCUCUGCGCCGUCCGGUCCUCGACGUCCGGGAGUCGCUGGAUGCGCGUCCGCUGAGCAUCCGAGAUGGCCACGCGGAUCGGACUCCUCUGGCUGCUGGGCCUGGUUCUGUGCGUUCUGGGCGUCGGCCACGGCCCGCGUCCCCCGUAUGUCUUUCCCCAGCGUCGCCUGGGAGUACACGAGCGCCGAAACAUGCAGCGAGAGAUCCUGGCGGUGCUUGGGCUGCCUGAGCCGCCCCGACCCCGUGUGCCACCCGCUGCCUCCCCGCAGCCAGCGUCCGCGCCGCAAUUCAUGCUGGACCUGUACCACGCCAUGGCCAAUGACGACGACAGUAGGUCCCUGCAUUCUCACCUGGGACGCUCCGACCUGGUCAUGAGCUUCGUCAAUAUGGUGGAACAUGACCAUACCCUGGACUACCAGAAGCCACACUGGAAGGAAUUCCUCUUUGACCUAACCCAGAUCCCUGCUGGGGAGGCUGUCACAGCUGCUGAGUUCCGGAUAUAUAAAGAACCCAGCACCCACCCACUCAACACAACUCUCCAUGUCAGCAUGUUCGAGGUGGUCCAGGAGCACUCCAACAGGGAGUCUGACUUGUUCUUUUUGGAUCUUCAGACGCUUCGAUCUGGGGACGAAGGCUGGCUGGUGCUGGACAUCACAGCAGCCAGUGACCGAUGGUUGCUGAACCAUAACAAGGACCUGGGACUCCGCCUCUAUGUGGAAACUGAGGAUGGGCACAGCAUGGAUCCUGGCCUGGCCGGUCUGCUGGGACAACAAGCUCCACAAUCCAGACAGCCUUUCCUGGUCACCUUCUUCAGGGCCAGCCCGAGUCCUGUGCGGGUCCCACGGGCAGCGAGGCCACUGAAGAGGAGGCAGCCAAAGAAAACGAAAGAGCUUCCACAUCCCAACAAACUCCCGGGGAUCUUUGAUGGUCAUGGCGCCCAAGGCAGAGAUGUUUGCCGUAGGCACGAGCUCUACGUCAGCUUCCGGGACCUCGGCUGGCUGGACUCCGUCAUCGCCCCCCAGGGCUACUCAGCCUAUUACUGUGCUGGAGAGUGCAACUACCCAUUUACCUCCUGCAUGAACUCUACCAGUCAUGCCACCAUGCAGGCCCUGGUGCACCUGAUGAAGCCAGACAUCGUCCCCAAGGUGUGCUGCGUGCCCACCGAGCUGAGUGCCAUUUCUGUGCUCUACUAUGACAAAAGCAACAACGUCAUCCUGCGCAAGCACCGCAACAUGGUGGUCCAGGCCUGUGGCUGCCACUGAGUUAGCAGCCUGCUGCCAUUGGCCCAUUAUCUGGUCAGCCCCUCUGACCGGGAAACGAAGAGACCCUAUCAGAUCCAAGGCCAAGGUGGAAAGGUCGGGUUUUCAAUCUUAUGUCCAUGUUCUGCCUUUGUCACAGGCUUGGCCCUCUCCUGGCCCCUCUGUUCCCUUCCUCUGCCCAAGGGUGGGAAGAUGGUCCUGGUUACAACCCUGGUGACCUAUGUCCCCAAGCAGCAGCCCAUCUCUGCCCCUCCCCCAGGGGCAUCUAUUAAAAGUCCUUUGGGAUUGGCACAGAAGUCUAAUUUACCCACCUAUUCGUGAUGACUACUGGGCCAGCCUGACUUGAAUCUGGAGCACUAGAUGGACCUCAGGCUCUUUAGUAUCCACCAGAUACUUAGGUGUGUGCAGACACGACCAAUUCCCUCCAUUAUUCCAUAGCCUGUCCCUUGGAGGUAUAAAACGAGAUUUCUGGAGAAGCGUUUUAAAAAAAACACAGAAAAGCCAGGGAUAGUGAUGCACACUCUUAGUACUUGGAAGACAGGCAGAAUUACCAUGAGUUCAAGGCCAGCCUAAGAUACAUAUCAAGAUCUUUCAGAAGAACAAAGAAAACAACCAAACAAAACCCUUGUGUAUUUAUGGAUCUCAGUCACUAAACCUCUGGCCAUAGACAGGCGAGGGCAGCUGGUGAACAAUCUGUUGUGGAUUUGACAUCUGGACACAGCCAUUGCCAUUCAGGAAACGCCAGCAGUUUCCGGAUCCACAGUCCCCACUUCUGCCUUGAUAGACAUCACAGGCAGGCGUACAACUCGGCAUUAGCCAGAAACACAAAGCUGUGUCCUGUCUUGGUGCUGGAGCAAAGGUAUUGUAGGCAAGAGGACCCCAGAACAGAAGCCAAGCAGCCCCAAGGAAAGAAUGCAUCACCCUUCAGUUACUCAUUUAUGUUCCAACACUGCGCACACACACAUAUCCAUUGUAUAUGUGUAUAUAUGUAUGUACACAUGUGUACUGACUAGGGAAUUGGCUCGUGUUUAUGAGGAGUAGCAGGCCAUGUGUGCACAACAAGCAGCAGACUGGAGACGAGUGAGAAGAGUGAUGCUGAAACAGUGUGAAUGUUAAGACACUGGAGCCGCUGAGGCCGACACCAGGCAGGCAGCUCUGAUUCCUGCUGCCCUGACAUGAUCUGACAAGGACAUCUGGCAUAAAGACACAUGACCCGGCAUGGAAGGGAACGAGCCAUGGGAAGGUAUUA